GAUUCCCCUUCUCUCACCACGAGGAGGCGGAAGAAACAAGCGAUCUGGAGCCAGUCCAGCGUCCUUCCCCCAACCUCCACACAAUUCUUUUUUUUUUCAACUCACCAUGGAGGACACCGUCCCCGAUACCCCCAUCAGUGACAAGAAAGUCAUCCAUAGCACUCCUCCUGCCAGUGUCCUGGACGACGAUGGAGAAUACGAGACAAUCGCUACCCUCCCUGCGAACGACCCUCAGCAUGCACUGCUUGCAACACAAUCGCUAACCCCGACGAUGCAACGAUUUACUCAGCCUACGCAGAUUGUGGACGUUCCUUAUUCUGCUAAAGCCAAUUCCGUCGUGCAGGUUGCGGCCUCUUCGCCUUUGAAGACUGUCUCUUCUCCCUCCCGCCCUUCCCCCCUCGGCGGCCGUCUUUCUAAUAUGAUGGCGCCCAGUGGUACACGGUUUUGCCCCCCUGUCUCACUUGGACCUGCAAAACGUGCACCAUUGGUUGACCUCGACGAUGAUGGCCCUACUUAUCGUGGGGGUUCUUCAGACGACGACCUCCAGAUCAUUCGGAGUACCGAUAUCAAGCCGUCCAUGUUCACCAAAUCCUCGAAGAGCCCAGAAAAAUCGACAGCCUCGCCCAUUGACUGGUUUAAAGAAAUAACAGCCUCCGCUAUGUAUAACCCCAGCACUAAACGAACUGCAGCGCAGAUGGACCCCACCCCGAAGGGAAUUCCAGUUAAAAAACCUCGUCAAGAUGGUCCUUCGCGCGCUCAGCCUGUGGAUGUUGAAAUAGUGUCACUGGAAGAUAUCCAAGAUUACCAGGUGCGGGUGAAGGUGGAGAGAAUGAUGAAGGUCCUGCCACAAAAAUCGGCAAAUCAGUGCAUGCAGGCUCUCAGAAUAAAGCGUGGGAACUAUGAGGAUGCACUGGAUUAUUUGGCUAGUGCUGAGGAUCAAGGUGCGAACGGACAUAUCAGCUCGUCGGAGGAUGAGCUGAACAAAAGGACCUCCCCGGUAGCACCUGCGAAGCAGAAAAUCAAAGCUCUCGGUACUAUUCAGGACAAAUGGUCGGCAAUGCACCUGCAGAAAAAUCUGCCGUCGCAGAAAUCCUCUCAGCCUCCUCAAGAGGAUUCGAAGCCGCGAAGACGUUUGAUGCGGGGCCCUAAGACUCGAGUGUCUUCACCCGGUCCUCCGCGAAGUGAGACGCCCCCGAAACAGAAUCUCAGUCGACUGAUGCAAGGACGCAGGCGCCCAUCGCCUACAGGAUCCGAAUCCCCUGAAGCUCCUGUGGUUAUAUCAGAUGACGAUUCCGACUCCGCGAUCGAUGUAGACCCUGAAGAGGGUGCCGGCUUGGAGCAUAAAGUAUUCAGCUUCUUUAAUAAGUGCAGCGUCCUAGAUCUCGCUGAUAUAGCUGCUAUUUCUGAAGACCUCGCGGAGCACAUUAUCUCCAAGCGGCCAUUUGCUUCUUUGGAUGAAGUUCGCGUGAUUCCUCCCCCGGCUACUGAACAACCAACGACCAAAACGGGAAGAGUCCGGAAAACUCCGAAACCAGUGGGAGACAGAAUUGUUGAUAAGUGUCUUGAUAUGUGGGUAGGUUACGAAGCUGUGGAUUCGCUGGUCGCCCAAUGCGAGUCCCUGGGGAAGCCAGUUGCUACCGAAAUGAAGAAAUGGGGAGUGGACAUCUUCGGAAAACGUGAGGGAGAGCUCGAACUGGUUUCUCUAGAUCCCCAAGGAUCUCAUGACUCUGGGAUUGGGACUCCUGCGAGCCAACAAUCGGAGGAAGAUAGUGAUGGCCCUGGGUCUGGAUCGCGCAAAGGCCGUUUCAUAUCACAGCCUGGGAUCAUGGCGGAUGAUCUAAAGAUGAAGAACUAUCAGAUUGUCGGAAUUAACUGGCUCUCGUUGCUGUUCGAGAAGGACCUUAGCUGCAUCCUGGCUGACGAUAUGGGUCUUGGAAAGACUUGCCAGGUGAUUGCAUUCUUGGCACACUUGUAUGAGAAAGGAAUCAAGGGACCGCAUCUCAUUGUUGUGCCUUCGUCAACAAUUGAAAAUUGGCUGAGAGAGUUUCAGAAGUUUUGCCCUACUCUCUCUGUGAUGCCCUACUACGCUGGCCAGGCGGAGCGAGCAUUAAUCCGUGAAACGAUUGAAGAGAACAGGGACGAUAUCAAUGUUGUGAUCACGACGUACACGAUUGCUAAGGCCAAGGUCGAUGCACAUUUCCUUCGGAAUAUGAACUUCUGUGUCUGUGUAUAUGAUGAAGGACAUAUGCUCAAGAGCAGCACUUCCGUCCUCUAUGAGAAGCUGAUUCGAAUCCGUGCUCGUUUCAGGCUUUUGCUGACCGGUACCCCGCUGCAGAAUAAUCUUCAAGAACUGGCUUCUUUGCUAGGAUUCAUUCUUCCCAAGGUUUUCCAAGAACGCAAGGAAGAUCUACAAUACGUAUUCGCAAACAAGGCGAAGACUGUAAAUGAAUCACACUCUACGCUACUCUCGGCCCAGCGUAUUGAACGGGCCAAGUCCAUGCUCAAGCCAUUUGUCCUCCGACGGAAGAAGCAUCAAGUCAUCGACCUACCAGCCAAGAUUUCCCACGUUGGGUAUUGCGAAAUGAACGACGCCCAGCGGAAAAUCUAUGAACACGAAAAGAACGAAGUGAAGAAACUCCUGGAAGACCGUGCAGCAGGAAAGAAAACAGGCAACAAGUCCGCCAACAUUUUGAUGAAGCUCCGCCAAGCGGCUAUUCACCCCCUUCUGCAUCGUCGCCACUACACUGAUACGAUCCUCAGUCGAAUGGCAAAGGCUUGCUUGAAAGAGGAGCAAUGGUCCAUGUCCGAUCCCGACGUCAUCUUUGGGGAAUUACAAGCAUACAACGACUACGAAUGUCACACAAUGUGCGUGACGAACCCCGGCUCUCUCGGGAAAUUCGCUCUAAAGAACGACGAGUGGAUGGACUCGGGCAAAAUCGACAAACUUUGUGAGCUCUUACAGCGAUUCAAAGAGAACGGCGACCGCACGCUCGUCUUCUCGCAAUUCACCAUGGUCAUGGACAUUCUCGAGAACGUGCUUGAAAACCAGCACCUCGGCUUCGUGCGUCUAGACGGGCGAACCAACGUCGAGGACCGCCAGUCUAUCCUGGAUGCCUUCCACGAACGAACCGAUAUCCCCGUCUUCCUCCUUUCCACGAAAGCCGGCGGCGCGGGUAUUAACCUUGCCUGCGCCAACAAAGUCAUCAUCUUCGACUCUAGCUUCAACCCACAGGAGGACGUCCAAGCCGAGAACCGUGCACACCGCGUCGGCCAAACCCGCGAAGUCGAAGUCAUCCGACUGGUGACCAAGGACACAAUCGAAGAACAGAUAUACGCCCUCGGACAGACUAAACUUGCUCUCGACCAAGCCGUUGCAGGCGAGGAUGCUGCCGAAUCCAAGAAGACCGAAGAAGCCGGCAUGAAGGUAGUAGAGGAGAUGGUUCUAGCUGAUAUGACUCAAGAAAAGGGAGAAGAUUCGUGA
Molecule: messenger RNA, 3481 nt
Organism: Aspergillus ochraceoroseus IBT 24754
Lineage: Eukaryota; Fungi; Ascomycota; Eurotiomycetes; Eurotiales; Aspergillaceae
Product: DEAD/DEAH box helicase
Exons: 1
Coding region: 107-3481 (1124 amino acids)
Cellular component (GO): nucleus
Molecular function (GO): ATP-dependent chromatin remodeler activity; chromatin binding; DNA binding
Source: RefSeq, a predicted model, not a curated record